Sporisorium graminicola is the source of this 4473-nucleotide messenger RNA. RefSeq lists its product as uncharacterized. The transcript has a single exon. Bases 1 to 4473 code for a protein of 1490 amino acids. Lineage: Eukaryota; Fungi; Basidiomycota; Ustilaginomycetes; Ustilaginales; Ustilaginaceae. The record is from RefSeq and is a predicted model, not a curated record.
AUGACCUCGCCAGCUCGAGCACCCAGCGUCGCUCAGGCGCAUCCGCUGUUUGCCGGAGAGUCGCCGACAAAGUCACCUGGACCAUCUUCGCUGGUGAAUCGUCCGAUUUGGGGUCAACGCAAAGCAGCAAAAGUCGACUACAGCGUCGAGUCGCAGAAGACUCUCCAGAGACGAUCAGUCAGCCGCACUUCCUCCUACCAUCACGACGGCGCUUCCUCGUCUUCCUCCUCCUCGACAACAACAGGAGGUGGCAGUCUUCGUCCCGCUACCAUCGAAGACGACGUCUUUUACUCGCGUACUGCAAACGCAGCAUCGUCAAACGGAGCCGAUGCUAUCGAUGCCAAACAGUCGACGUCGUACAUUCCACGCACAAGUCGCGUCAGCAGCUACGAUCUUCAAUUUGACGAUGCCGACGAGCCUUCUCUACCCGACGAUUCGCUCUUUGGCGGGCCUACACCCUCUUCGCCCCGCAUCUUUGACCGAGACUAUCCCGCGCCAAAGCCCAUCAGAUCCUCGCAGCUUCGUGCAUCCACCGCCACUGAAACGGCAGCAUCGGCUGCUUCUCCAGAUCAAACACCCAUGCCCAAACACCAUCUAGAUCGACCCAGCUCGCGCGCCAGUCGCAGAGACGGUACCGCUUCACCCUCAGAAGGGCGCAGACCACGCAGCUCUACCCCGAACGGCUCGCGCUCUGCCACCAGUGCCAAUCAUCAAAGCCAUCGAGUCCAUGAUAUGGCACGAGAGGUCGAAUUCCCCCUCGACUGGCUUCAGCAGCUCCAUCGCCUAGGAGAUGGCGAUCUUGAGUCGGCACUCUCGGGACCCCUUUCGCAUCGUCCCGUCGCUGCACAGCAGCCACGCGAAUCGACGCCUGUCAAGACGUCCAAGUCCUCUGCCCGCAGAGACACCAAGCAAGCGCCGUCGUAUGCCCUUCAGCUCACAAAGGCGCUCUCACGAGCACUGGCAGAAGCGCACGCCGAGCUCGACAAGCUCCGCUCCGCCGCUGAACAGGAACGAGCACAGCAUGCAGAGACAAUGGAGCAUGUGCAGCAGCGCAACGAAUCGCGAGAGGCUGCCUUCACCGAGCUCUGCCUUGAGAAUGGCAUCAAGCAAGGCCAGAUCAACCGUAGCCUCCUCCGAGCGCCUGUGCUGGAUGCCGAGGUGCUCAAGCGCAAACGCAUCGCCAAACAACAGCAAAGCAUGGCCCAGGAGAUGGCCGGCAUCGAGCCUCCCCCCGAUCGCACAGAGCGUGCUCUCCCUGACUCGCUGCAAGAGGCCAUGCUCGACGACCUCGAAGGCGUCGCUAACACUUCGAUCGUCGCCCGCUCGCCCUCAUUGAAGCCUUCGAGUGUAUACAGUGCCGCAGAGGCUUCCUCUCCUGGUCGCAGCCCCUCAGUUCGAUCGCACAAGACCACGGCGUCCGUCGACGCAACUCGCUCCUCUCGCCAACGCGGCAAGUCACUGUCCAUCUCGAUUGCAUCCACCAACGACAAGGAGGCAGAAUCACGCAGCCUCAAGUCGUCCUCGGCUUCGGUUGCUGACAGCAUCAGCACCAGUCCUUCGUCUCUUCACCGAGCCGCGGUAAAAUCGUCUCCGCAGCCUCCUGCUUCUCCUAAGUUGCUCCACACGUCCAAGUCGCCAAGUGUUGCAUCGCCCCGCGCCAGGUCCACUUCUUCCAGCACAUCUACAGGUGGUGGACUCGGCGAUUGGGCCAGCGGCUUGCUGCCAUGGUCCGGAGGCGGUGCAUCACGCAAAGGUGCGCCAAGCACUGCCCAAAGCAUGGUCAAAGUCACCAGCCCCGGUCGACGCGAGAUGGCCGCGUCAGCGGGCACUGCUGCAGGAGGCGCCGAUGCAGCUGGAAAGCGCUCGGUGAGUGCAUCCAAGACGUCAAAAGUGGCCUCAGCAUCGACCUUCGCGAGAGCCUUUGGACGCUACACACGCUCGUCACCGGCGCCCGAGACCCCACCUCCUGCUGGGCCACAGCCGAAUGUCACACGUCUGCCCGACACGUAUCAAUUUGAUCGUCGCAGCGCGGAUCCGGCCCUGUCACUCUCAGCGGGCGAGGGCAUUGCCAUCCUCGGUGCUCCCUCGCCACGCCCUCCAAGCGCUGCCGUCGAGUUGGAGCCGAUCUUGCCCAACGAGGCAGCACCUCCUACGCUGGUACGACGCAAGAAGAAGGGGCGCAAGAGUGGGAUGGGAGCCGUCGCUGGUCUCGGCAUUGCCUCUAGCAGCAGUAAGGAGCUCGAAGAUCAAGCCAAAAGAAAUGACACUAUCGCGAGCAGUAAGGAAAGCGGCGGCGGCGGCGGCAGCAGCAGCAGCAGCAACAGCAACAACAGUAUCACCGCCACGCUGACAGCCAACGACACGCCCUUGUCGUCCAAACAGAAACAUGCCGCACGACUCAGCACGCUCGACGAGGAAGAGAGCUCGGGCGACGAGUUUGAGGUGUAUGGAGGCAAGGCGCCCGUCCCUGGCUUUACCAACAUGACCGAGCACGCCUCGUCCAACACGGCAGCACCCACUACAGGUGCAACACAAGCAGCAUCGAUCAUAGCAGAUUCGUCCAUCGUCGUUCGUGCCGCCGACGACUCGGACACGGAUAGCGAGAGCGAAGAAGACAUUCAGGUACUCACCGACCGCUACGGAUUCAUCUACAAUCCGACCGACGCCGACAUCCGGCUGCUCCGGCAGGCGAGGAAAGCGUCAGCUCCAGCACCGGCUACUCUGACAGGCAUCAAGGUGGGCAUCCGUGCCCGCGGUGGUUCGGACAGCGCGAGCGAAGACGAUAAGAACGAUCCGGAUCUCGACACCGCUGAUUCGUCCGAAGACGAGUUGGAUCUGUCGCGGGCGGUCAAGAAGCCGAACAGCUCUUUGAUCGCUCCGCAGGUGGACCACAACGAUGUGCAGCUGGUGUCCGCCUCUCGCUCUGCCUCGCCUGCUCCGUCGACGGAAGCGGCUUCCGCUGCUGAAGGGGCCAUCUCUGACGAUGGUGCGGCAACGGCGGACAGUGCCAGCACGAAUGCCAAGCGCGCUAAGCGUCGCAGCAAGCUAUUGACGGUGCCAGACAGCAAGCCAGUGCAAGCCGAAGUGCUGCCCGUCAGUGCCGUUUCCAAACCGUCGCCUUCGCCCUCGCGCAGCAGUCCGUCCAAAAAUCGACGUGGCACGCAGUCGAAUGCAUCUUCAAGGUCGAGCAGCCCGGUCAAAGCAGGUGGGACAGUGCACGUGGAGCUGCCGUCCAUCUCGAACACGGUGCGUCGAUUGCUGACGCAGUUGAAAGACAUGCACGAUUCGCAGCAGAUCGAGCAGAAGCAGCGAUGGGAUGCGUUCCUCGAGCACCGGCGUGCGCGUCUACAGGCAGCUUCUGAUGCGACUGGUGUCGCUAGCGCUGGCACCGGUAAUCAUGGCGUCAGCAGCACCAAUGGUACCUCUGCUUCGAUGACGAGCUCGACAUCCAAGACCAAGGCGCUUCUGGCUGGGGCGCUGUUUGGCGGCGGCGCGCCUGCUGCCGACGGAGCCAAGGCGCUUGGGUCAGCGGAAAAGGCGCCCGAAGAAGACUGGUCGUCCGGCAUGGUGGGUGUCAACCGCAUGGGCGACUCCAAGAGUGGCAAGGAGGACUGGCGCGAAUUUUUGACCUUGUGCCAGACGGGGAUUCCGCUGUGCUACCGCGCACGCAUCUGGGCCGAGUGUAGCGGGGCCAACGACAUUGCCGAGCCGGGACGCUACCAGGAGCUAUUGUCCGACCAUCAGGGGGAGACCAACGAGUGCCUGACGCAGAUCGAUUUGGAUGUGCAUCGCACGAUGCCGACCAACGUGUACUUUGGUGGCGAUGGGCAGGGUGUGCCUAAACUGCGGCGGUUGCUGGUGGCGUUUAGCUGGUACAAUCCGGACACAGGCUACUGUCAGGGGAUGAACAAUCUGGCCGCGACCUUGCUGCUGACGCAUGCGACCGAGGAGGAGGCGUUUUGGGUGCUCGUGUGCCUGAUCGAAAAGAUCCUGCCCAGCGAAUACUAUACCUCACACUUGCUCGUGUCGCAGGCGGAUCAGCGCGUGCUCAUCGAGCUCGUGGCGGAACAUAUGCCACGUCUGCACGCUCACAUUCUGGACCUCGGUGUUGAUCUGCCGGCCAUCACGUUUGCCUGGUUCCUGUCGCUGUACACCGACUGCCUACCCGUCGAGACGCUGUUCCGCGUGUGGGACGUUAUGUUUGUCGAAGGCAUGGUCAUCCUCUUCCGCGUCGCCAUGGCGAUCCUCAAGCUAUACGAGAAGGAGCUGCUGGCGACCGGCUCGGCAUCCGCUUUCUACGGGCUGGCGCACUCAUUGACGUCGCGCCUGUUUAGCGUCGACAAGCUGAUCCACUUGGCGUGCAACGAGCUGAAGGCGAGCAUAAGGUACGCCAGCAUACUCGAGAAGAGGGAGAGGCACGUCGCGGAUCUCACGGCCGAGCUAGGGCUUGGCUUGGAUGUCACACAGACGUAG